AUCCAGACUUCAACUCAACUCCCAACUCAGCUCAACUCAACCCCACCCUCCUCUGUCCUUCUCGCCCGAGAACAGACUCUACCGUUUGUUUCCCACACUACGAGCUGAUACUCUUCGCAAGUGAACACAGAGAAACCCUUCCUUCCUCCGCCGCCAUGAGCAUUGUAGAUGUCCCGCAGUUUCUGGAGGAGCAGAGAGACGAUGCCCCUGCUGAGCUGCAACAUCUGUACCUCGACUUCGAAGAUCUCUGGGAGCGCAAGCUGUGGCAUCAGUUGACCGACACCCUCAUACAAUUUUUCAAUCACAAAGAUAGCGCCUCGCAACGAUUGGCCUUCUACAAAACAUUCAUCCUCACCUUCGCCGACAAGAUUAAUCAGCUCAAGCUUGUAACCUUAGCCUUGAGCGCAGCUUCUCAAUGCAAAGACAGUGAGGAGCGCCUGUCUUUCCUUGCCGCAGCAGCAAACAAAGUCAACAACCCCAAUUCCCAGGAUGCCUAUGUCUACGCCACCGUAGCUGUAGCCACUGUGAAGCUCGAGUUGAAGGAUCUGGAGGGCGCGAGAAAAGAUUUGGACAAGUCAGAGAAGAUCCUGGAUAAUUUCGACUCUGUCGAGACGAUUGUGCAUGCAGCAUUCUACCGGGUCAAUGCCGAAUACUACCAGUCUAAACUCGAGUUCGCAUCCUACUACCGAAAUGCCCUCCUCUACCUUGCUUGUAUCGAAGUCACUGAUUUGUCACCCGCCGAACGCAGAAGCCGGGCUUAUGACCUUGCUAUCGCAGCUUUGGUCUCGGAUACCAUUUACAACUUCGGUGAACUGCUUUUACAUCCAAUCCUGAACGACUUGAAGAAGGACGAUACUUGGCUUUAUGAGCUCCUGUUCGCCUUCAACCGCGGAGAUCUUGCUGCGUACGACGUUCUUGCUGGCCACAUCUCCUCCAAUACUCUUCUUGCAGAACACCGCGAUGAAUUAAGACAGAAAAUAUAUCUGGCUGCUUUGACCGAGACUGUGUUCCGAAGACCACCUCACGACCGUGAGAUGUCUUUCCGUACCAUUGCUGAGGAGACCAAGGUUCGACCGGAUGAGAUUGAGCACUUAAUUAUGAAGGCAUUGAGCUUAGGACUGUUGAGAGGAAGUAUCGACCAGGUGGACGAGAUUGCACGGAUCAACUGGGUACAGCCUAAGGUGCUGGACAUGAAGCAAAUUGACAACAUGCGAUUAAGACUUCAGGAAUGGGAUUCAAGUGUCAACCAGCUGGGCAAUUGGAUCGAAUCUAAGGGUCAAGAUGUUUGGGCGGCGUGAUUUGGCAUGGCAUGGCGUCUGGGCAUGAUGAGAAUUGCUGGGGUGUAUGAUAGAUAUCUUUGAGCAUGGGACAGGCAGUGUCCGUUACGAACAAGACACCUUCACCGUUAGCGCAAAGGUGUAACAACUGCAAUGAAAAGAAUUUCCUCCAAAUCACUUCUGC
Molecule: messenger RNA, 1461 nt
Organism: Cadophora gregata
Lineage: Eukaryota; Fungi; Ascomycota; Leotiomycetes; Helotiales; Ploettnerulaceae
Gene: RPN9
Product: 26S proteasome regulatory subunit
Exons: 3
Coding region: 156-1298 (380 amino acids)
Biological process (GO): ubiquitin-dependent protein catabolic process
Cellular component (GO): nucleus; cytosol; proteasome regulatory particle, lid subcomplex
Molecular function (GO): structural molecule activity
Source: RefSeq, a predicted model, not a curated record